CUUCGUAAUACUCUUAUGAGUAUUACUAACUGCCUAACAAGACAGUAAGAUCCCAGUUUUAUAAAGGAAGACUUUGAGCUGAAGAGAAGCAACUUUUCCAGGAACAAGUAGCUGUUGUUUAUAGAGCUGGGACUUCUGAGUUCGAGACACUUUCCAUAUGUCAGGCUCGCUCUAGUUAACUUGCUGAGCUGUACUGCCCUCAGUUCAUGACUACUUCACCUUACUUUUUUUUCUUUUUUAAUUGUACAUGCUAAAUUUUAAAGUUUGUAGAUUGUACAAAUUUGAAGUAUAUGGGACAAUGGAAGUUUUGAUAUUACCUCUGAUAUUGUCUGAAAUAAUCUAAGAACUUAAUAUAUUUGGUAAUUGUUUUUCAUAUUAGUAUUCAAGUAGUAAUAUUUAUUUAUCACUGUUUUUAUACAUAGCCUUUACCAACUGAUUGUCGACUACAGAGACGGAAAGAUACCAAAUACUCCCCCUCAAAAUAGCGACCUAGGACAGAGUUCUGCUAAGGAGAGUUUACCUUCUUUGCAUACUGGAACAGAAAAUACCCAAGAAAAGUUGCAAUUGUUCGGCAGGGACAACGAAGAAGAAAUGGUUGUCGAGUUGGGAACCAGCAAUGGCAGCUGCAGGGAUUCACUGAAGAAUGUUGAGCAGAAGAUAAUUCACCCCAACAUGAUACUGAUGAUUCACGGUCUCCAUCAGAUGAUGACUUAGAUCUUGCUCCCAAGAAAGUCCGGCAUCCAAGAUUCACAGAGCCAAUUCAGGCCUGGCAAGAACCCAUGAGAAACACAGAGGCAAAAGAUAGUGUUUUGAAACCAGGAAGUAGCACCUUCUUUGAGGACAAUAAUUCUGAUAAUAAAAAUGAAGAUGUGGUUACAACCUUUUCCCAAACAUCAACCGAAGUUCCAGACUUUUCUCAUCCUGCCUUCCCAGCACCAGAACCUCUCAUGUCUUCAGCAGUUCUUGGUGUUACAGAGGAAGAAGCAACAAAGCCAAAAACUGGGGGAAAAGAGAACGGCACUCGGACUAUUAACAGUGUUCCAAAGGAGCAAGCAGAUCAUAGCACAUUGAUUUCUGUUGAUGGAGCACACAAAAGUGACAAAGACGCAGCAUCAGCAUUAGGAUUAGAAGAAAAGGAAGAUGUCAAAUCACCCUGGAAUUCUGAGAGUACCUCCAAGAUUCAACUAUCGAACUAUGUUGAUCAUUUAUCUGGAGCUGCAGGUCUAGGAGAAAAAAAUUCAUUAAAUGGACAAAUAGAAAAUUCGACUGAAAAAUAUCCUCACUUGAAGCCUGCAGUUGGAGUGAAAGAUUCUUUUCCUAAUAAAACAGGAGAAAUGAAGAAUUUACAAACAUUCAAAUCAGACUGGGAUUCUACUAGUUUGAGCCUCAAUGAUGAGGCUGGUCAAAGAGCUGAGCAUUUGAAACUUGAUAAAUGUCCAUUGGUAUCACAAUCAGUGACCACAAACCAGUCAUCACCCACAGAACUGAGGCAGAUGGCCCUAGUAGAUAAAGACCAGACGAAUAUUGGAGCCAUGUGUCUUUCAGAAAAUGCAGCGCUCCGUGGCCUGUGUGAGUCACAGCUGCCAGAGAACAGAAGCAGCAAAGAAGCAGACCCAGACUUCCAAAGGGCAUCUGAGGAAGAGCAAGAAAGACUUGAUGGGAGUGAAAAUAACCUCUCACAGGAUAAAUGUGUUUUACAAGCAUGUACUGUGAAAGAAAAGAAAUCUGAAGAUAACAUCAAGCAGAUUAAUCUUUCACUUGUGCAUCUGCAAAAAAUGCCUAUAGAACCAGAAAUGAAUAAGGAACAUGACAGAAAGGACAUACCUGUAUCUUCAAAACAUUCUUGUGUGGAGAAGCAUGAGGACAUGUGGGUCAAACAAGGCAAAUUCGACUGGAAAAAUAAUUCAGAAUUUAUCACAAAGAAGUUAAAUCAGAAAAUCAGUAAAAUCCACGAAAAAUGCAAAAUUACUUUUCAUCGUAAGGUAGAGCCACUACAUGACAACUCUGAACUACAUGGUGACUUAAAGGAACUACCUUCCAAUGUGACAGAUAAUAUAUUUGAUUUAGGGGAAAAUGAUGCACCUGGAGCCUCUGUCUCUGUAGGAUUCCAGGCAUUCUCUGAACACAAAGAGUCCAGUCUUGAAAAUGUUUUUCCAUCUUAUUCCAAGUCUGAGUCAAGAAAGUAUGGUUGCCAGUCAUCUUCAAAACUUUGUUUAAAUGAAAAUAAGUUGGAUGAAAAUGAUAAACCAGACACUGAACACGUUUUUAGCAAAACUGAGGAGAGUUUUUGUAAUGGUAGAGAAAAUGAAGUAAGGAACCGAGUUCCAUUUAAAGUGAAAGAAGACCAAGAAUUUGCUACAAAAAGAAAACCUAAAAGGAACCAAAAUACUCACUGGAAAUCAGACAUUGGACGUGCACCUCAGGUUGAAGUAGAAGAGAACAGGAACAAAAGCAGUGAACUGAAAGGAUCAGAAACCAUGUGUGAUGGCAGCUAUCAUAAAGGAUUAACUCAGCAGAGGAAGAGGAGAAAAACUGAUGACCAGCAGUUUCCUGCUCUACAGAAAGGUGAUUCUGAUAGUAGCUGUCCUGGCUUGUGUAUGACAGAAGUAAAGAAGAACGAAAGUGGAAAACGGACAUUAAAAGCAUCUGUGACUUCACAUGUAUUUGCGAAGACUGCCUCGCUGGCUGGUGGUCUCCAACACAUGAAUGACAACAGCAGUUUAAGUGAAGGAGAUCAAGGUUGUGGCAGGUCUUCAAAGAAAACGUCUACUAAAAAGGACAAGGUCAAAGAGCAGAUUAAUUCUGUGGAUGGCCUCGAUGACUUAACUCUGUCACGGGAAACAGCUUCCGAGGAUUGCAAGUCGCUUUACCCUAACUGUAAGAAUACCCUGAGGCUAAUCGAACAACUUGGCCUUGAGAGUAAAGAUUCUGGUAGGUUAUUGAAAAUUCAGGAUCCAGUUCAUUCAUUCAGAUCAAUAGAACUGAAAGAAUCUCACUGUGAACUACUUAGAGGAAAAAUUAAAGAAAUGGAAAAUAAGGUGAACUGGCUACAAACAGAGCUGUUGAAAACAAGAGAAGCAAAAUCACAGUUAAAACUUCAAAAUGUGGAAUGGGAAUGAGAGCUCUGCAGCAUGAGAUUCACGUUAAAACAAGAAACAAAGAAGAAGAAAAAUGCUUAUAUAUUAUAUGAGAACACUAAGGAUGAUUUAAAAAGAAAAGAGAAACAAUACAAUGAGCAAGUUUACCUGAAGCAACAACUUGAAAUCACUGCCCGAGCACUACAAUGCAAACUGAAGAGCAUAAGAAAUAAACUGAAUCAGGUUGAAGAAGAGAGAAAUGACGCUCAGAGACAGCUUUCUCGAGAGCAGAAUGCCAGAGUAAUACAAGAUGAAAUCCUGGCCCAUCAUCUUUCCCAACAAAAGGAGGCAGAAAAGGCUAAUGAGAAAAUGAAUGCUGAGGACACAAUGGAUUUUGAGCUGUCUGACCCAAAAGAUAACAGCGAGGUGCUUCCUCAGCAAAUUCCUGAAGCUGGAAGUCAAUUCCGUGACCAAGAAAUUGAGCUCCACCCCAAGAGAGAUGCUCUUAGACCAACGACGUUGGUAUUAGAAUGUGUGUGUAGAGACCAAGGCCAAGCCCAGUGUUCAAACAAGGAAACUGAAUCCUUGUCUCAGAGCAAACAAGGGAAAGUGAACCAAUACAUCGGAAAGCAGGCAUUCUUGAAGGAGAGAGUAUGUGAACUAUGAAGUGAAAACAUGUUGCUUCAACAGCAACUGGAAGUUGCUCAAAAUGAGGCCAAAAGUAAAAAGACAAUACUUAAUAUCCCAGAGCCAUUUCUGGAUCACAUGGGAAAACUUGAAGCCAUGAGCAAACGAGUUCUGAUGCUGGAGGAAGGAAACAAGGAAUUAAUCAAUGAAUACAUAUGUUUAAAGGACAGACUGUAUCAGUAUGAAACUGACAGAGCAGAAAUGGAAGCCUGUAUGAGACAGCUUCAGCAAGAGCUGACUGACACCCGAAAGAAAGUGUCCAUGUUGGAAGCUUCCCUGGAGGUGAGAGCACAUCAUCACACUAACUCAGAAAAUGAGAAGCAGGAGUCAGAGAGGAGGUCACAUCAAACUGCGAACCCAAAUGCUGAUCUUCCAGCAAAAGUGAAAUCUACAUCUUCAGUACUUCUCCAUCUGAGUGCAGAAACUCAACUUUUUCUAAAGGAGUUAUUAUCUAUGAAAGAAUUGCAAAAGAAAUCGGAAACACUAGAGGAGGAGAAAAAGAAGUUGGAAGAAGUAGUAAAACUCAGACAUCACCUAAAAAUGAACGCAGUGGAACGCAGUCCAGUAGAGCAGUACAAAUGGGAGACUGAAGAGCGAGCAAGAUGGGAUGUAGUAGAAAAACUGAAAGAACUCAGUCAAGUCGUGCAGUACAAAUGGAAGACUGAAGAGCGAGCAAGACAGGAUGUAGAAGAAAAACUGAAAGAACUCAGCCAAUUUUUACAGAUGCAGAAGAAGGUGAUGAAUAAUAUAGCUAGAGAAUUAAAGGAAGCUACUACUGAACUUCAGUCUGAGUCCUACAGACUCUCUUGUAGGCUCGAUGGAUGAAUCAAGUCUAAGAGAAGAUCUGGUUUCGAAAGCAUGUCAAGAAUAUGUGGAGAUUUUGAAGAAAAAGUGUACAAUCUACAAGAUAAAUAGUAAACAUUUUACCUGCUGGGCUGUUUGCCUAACAUUUUAGUUAUUUCCUGUUAAGUAAGAUACUGGCAAUGUUUAUUAAAGGAAAAUAUUUUUGU
This is a messenger RNA of Camelus dromedarius (Arabian camel), 4774 nucleotides long. Its product is annotated as ankyrin repeat domain-containing protein 26. The transcript has 25 exons. NCBI's taxonomy places the organism in Eukaryota, Metazoa, Chordata, Mammalia, Artiodactyla, Camelidae. The record is from RefSeq and is a predicted model, not a curated record.